Bolinopsis microptera is the source of this 4692-nucleotide messenger RNA. RefSeq names its product polyamine-transporting ATPase 13A3-like. Gene Ontology annotation, biological process: intracellular calcium ion homeostasis; transmembrane transport. Lineage: Eukaryota; Metazoa; Ctenophora; Tentaculata; Lobata; Bolinopsidae. The transcript has 5 exons. The coding region runs from base 923 to 4318 and encodes 1131 amino acids. Gene Ontology annotation, molecular function: ATP binding; ATP hydrolysis activity; ATPase-coupled monoatomic cation transmembrane transporter activity. The record is from RefSeq and is a predicted model, not a curated record. Gene Ontology annotation, cellular component: membrane.
GACUGAUAAAAACACCUAGUUAUAGACGUGUUCCAGAUAAAAUAAAGGCUUUGUUCGUUCGAGGUCAAACCUUGGGGUGCAAGUUGUUCCCAAGGAAUUCUUACCAGCUGCUAGAUUAAUAAUGGUGUUAGGUGUCUUUAAACAGUAUGCUAUGUCAGCAACUUAGUUGAUUAGUGUAGUCAAUUUUUAGAAUAUUUGAAAAAUUGUAUGUACUAUAUCUUUGACGGGAUCAUUUUAUAUAGAGUCAUAGUGACAUUAUGUGUAUAUUGUUUGAAUUCAAUUUGUGACUGCAAAGCUUACACAUUUUUCAGUUUGAAUGCCUAGUGAUAUUGUCAACUGAAAAUGUAUGUUUUCUUACCUAUGAGUAUAGUAAAUUGCAAAAUGAACAACUUCUUUUAAAUGAUUGACGGUAAAGUCUUGCCUAUACCGGGUACUAUACCUUGAUAACAAAUUGGUGAUAAAUAAUUAAAUUGUCUUUUCUCAAAAAGAAUUGUCUUUUCUCGAUAUACUGGGCCUCUACAAUUCCCCCUCAAACUUUAAGUUAAUUAGCUUGUUUGUGCAAGAAAUGUGACCUAUCAUAGCUUAUGUAAUAUUGCAUUUGGUUGGUGAUUCGAAUAUAUAUCGAGCUGUAUUGCAUCACAAUACAACACAAAACUUGCAUACAAGGCCCUAAUGGGAUAUAUGAGAUGCUUGAUAGGUUCUUUGAGAGGCUACAGAUACUUGGGAUUGAGAACAGGUAAACAUCUCUAUACCUGUCUUUUAUACCAUGUACUUUUGUUUCCCCCGAGAGGCCUGGUAUGAAGGGGUUUGACUUUAUUACAUGUUACAUAUACAAUUAUUAGUCAGCCCAUAGCUGAAUUAUCUAACAUAAUUUUGUCACAAGGUCUUAUGAUCAUCAAAAUGAAGCCGAUGAAGUAACUUUAUGAUCACAGUUGAAGAAUCUGAGGACAGACCUCUCAUGGAUCAUGUUCAAUCACAAACAAUUUCAGAUGACUCUUCAUCUAAAUACAAAGUCACUGGGCUACGCACUUCUAUUCCAAAGCUUUUACUUACUAUCAUUUUGACAAUCUGUAGUGGUGGAUUCUUACUUCUUGUCAUGCAUUGGUACCCUAAAGUCAAUGUUAUCCUCACGAAAAAGAAAUCAAAGUUUGGAACUGCAACCUACAUUCAUAUCAUUUCUUGUGAUACUGAAAUUCACGGGGUCGCCAAUGUAAAAGAUUCUGAUGGGAUUAGAUAUUUUAAAUACCAGCACUCAAAAUACAUCUUUGAAUGUGGCGAAAUUUCUUUGGUAAACGGGCUAGAGAAUUUACAUUAUUCAGACAUCCAUGCUAUGAGCGGUGGUGUUUCAGAUUCUGUGCUGGACUACAAAUUAAUGAGAUAUGGACCUAAUGUCAUUGAUGUACCUGUUCCUUCAUACAUUGUUCUUUUCUUCAAAGAGGCACUGCAGCCAUUUUAUAUUUUUCAAGCCUUUGCUGUCGUCCUUUGGAUGUGGGAUGAUUAUGAACAAUAUGCUACUGCUAUACUGAUAAUAACUUUGGGAUCAAUUGCUAUCACAAUUUAUGAGCAGCGAAAACAAAAAAAUAAGAUAAACAAAAUGGCAGCCUCAUCAGUUGAAGUGGAAGUUCUCAGAAAUGGUGAAAAUGCUGUAUUACAAUCUUCUGAUUUAGUGCCAGGUGAUGUUAUUCUCAUUCCAAGAGAUGGUUUCCUUCUCAGCUGUGAUGCAGUUCUUGUUUCUGGAUCUGCAAUUGUCAACGAGUGUGCUUUGACUGGAGAAAGCAUUCCUGUUUCUAAGGCUCCUGUUCCAUACAUAUCUAAGUUCAUCUAUGAAUCUGGUGAUGUAGAGAAGGUCACUGUCUCUGAAGACCUGAUUUAUAAUCCUGAAAGGGACAAAAAGUAUUCAUUGCUUGCUGGUACUACUGUUCUUCAAAGUAAACCUACAUCUGGAACCAACGCAGUUGCCAUCGUGAUGAGAACAGGUUUUAGCACUUUCAAAGGUUCUCUUAUACGCUCCAUAUUGUGUCCCAAGCCAACUCAAUUCGAGUUUCAAGCCGAUGCCCAACGUUUCAUAAUGAUGCUAUCCUUCUUUGCAGUUCUAGGGUUCACAUACACUGUUUACAUCUCCCUCAAGUUAGGAGCAACAAUUUCCAAAACAGUGAGGUUAGGUUUGGACUUAGUGACUGUAGUGGUUCCUCCAGCCUUGCCAGCAGCUCUGACUAUUGGUGUAGUUUAUGCGGUACAAAGACUCAAGAAGUCUAAGAUAUUCUGCAUUGACCCCCAGCGUGUCAACUUUUGUGGGAAAAUCCAAUACAUUUGCUUUGACAAAACUGGUACACUUACUGAAGAUGGUUUGAGUGUCUUGUGUGCUAUUCCUUCUUCUUCUAUUUUCCUAGGUGCCACCAGUGAAGGUCAUUUGAUAAAGCAAGAGAUGUUUCUUCAUGCCUUGGCAACCUGCCAUGAAAUAAGCAUUAUAAAUGGUGAAUAUAUUGGUGAUCCCUUAGACAUAGAGAUGUUCGAAUUUACUGGCUGGACUUUUGAAGAGUGUGACGAACUAAAUCCACUUGCAUCAUUUGUCAGUGCGAUUGUUAGUUCUCCAGAGCGAGAUGGAGAAGAUGAUGCUGACCCUAAAGAAAUUGGAAUCAUUCGCUCAUUUCCAUUUACAUCCGAGCUACAAAGAAUGUGUGUGGUUACUAAGAACCUUCAAACUGACGAAAUGAUAUUGUUUUGCAAAGGGUCACCAGAGAUGAUCCACUCACUUUCACUGGAGAGUACAAUUCCUGGCAACUUCCAUUCCGAAUUAGAUUCGUAUACCAAUGAAGGUUACAGAGUCAUAGCAUUUGGUUGGAAAGUUUUGGACUCUGAAACAAGUUGGCAUAGCAUCCAAACCAUGAGACGAUCUGAACUUGAAUGUGAUCUGAACUUCACAGGACUUCUGAUUAUGGAAAAUCAUCUCAAAGGGGACACCACAGGUUGUAUCUCCGAGCUGAUGUACUCAAACACUAAAGUUUGCAUGGUGACUGGAGACAACAUCUUUACUGCCAUAUCUGUCAGCAAGAAGUGUGGGAUUGUGCCAAUAAAUGGUGGGCUGCAUGACGUCAUUGUUGUUAAGAAGGAGGGACAAUCUGUUGCUUUCCAGCUCGACUCUCAGGAACAAACCUCAGUUAUCUUACCCACAAAGUAUUCUCAGAUGGAAAUUGUCAACACUAUAAUUGGUCUCACCAGCAGACCGUUUGUGUUUGCGAUUGCAGAAACAGCUUUUAAUCAUGUCGCUGAGUUUCACCCACUAUUGUAUGAGUUACUUCUUCUCAAAGGAAAAGUGUUCGCUCGUAUGAAGCCAGGAAAGAAACAGAAGUUAGUGGAAGAUCUGCAAAAGAUUGGCUACACAGUAUCAAUGUGUGGUGAUGGAGCUAACGAUUGUGGUGCUCUGAAAUCCGCCCAUGCUGGAGUUUCCCUCUCUGAAGCUGAAGCCUCGAUUGCUGCUCCCUUCACCUCAGCUAACCCUUCCAUCUCCUGCAUGAUAGAAAUACUGAGACAAGGAAGAGCCGCUCUUGUGACCGCGUCUGUGACGUUCCGCUUCAUGGCUAUGUACAGCAUGAUUCAGUUUAUUACCCAGCUGCUUCAUUACAGUAUUGGAACUAACAUGACGGAUUCCCAGUUUCUCUACAUUGACAUGUUCGUUAUUUCGGGGAUUGCUGUGACUUUGGGACAUUCUCAGCCCGCUCCGAACCUAGCUCCUUCCACACCAAAAGCUCAACUGAUCGAUUUCAAAGUGUUCGUCCUGCUGACUCUUCACGUGAUAAUAACAUUUGGAUUUCAGUAUACUGUAUUUGUGUAUAUACAAUCACAACCGUUCUUUGUUCCAUAUGUUCCUGCUCACGAUCUUAAAGAGGGAGCAUGUUUUGAGAACACAGCUCUUUUUGUUUGCUCUGCAUUUCAGUACGCUUUAUACGGAGUUAUUCUAUCAGUUGGGGCACCACAUAGAAAGCCGGCCUAUCGUAACUGGACUCUGAUGCUCGUGUUCUUCCUCUGUACCGUAAUGACAGUACUGUUUGUAUUUCAACCUCUUCCAUUCCUCACUAAAAUGAUGAACUUGGUCUCACUACAGCAACUGGACGUCCAGAUAACGUUCAUUUUGCUGAUGGCCCUGAACUUCGUGCUGGUGUACCUAGUCGAGGAGUUGUUCGACACAAACCGUGUGACCGGCUGUUUAAACGGUGUUAAAAUAUUCCUCAACAAAGCUAAACCUCAGUUUGUCACUCUGCGUGAAGUAUGGGAGGACCUCUUCUCUAACGACUUCAACUCAAAGAACUUCUACAAAUGACAACUAGUUGACAGGAAGCUGAAUUUCUACGAAAAUAUCUUCGUAGUAAUGAGGGCUUUUAAGCCUGUACAAAACGUUAUUAAGUAUGGUAAACAUGAUUGGCUAUGCGUAAUUACUUCGGUUAAGGAUCAUAUUCGAUAGACAGGCUACAGAGUUGAUUUUUACAUUCGAUAUUUGAAAUAUCGAAUUAAACUUGAAUUAUUUAUCUUUUAAAAUGCGAAAUAAAUGGGGUUAAAUUUUGAUUUUUUUACAAUAAUGAUUAAGUUAAUAAGAUAAUUUGUAAAAACUUUUAAUAUUUGGAAUAGGUAAUCUAAAUGAUGCCUAUGAUUAUUUAAUUUGAACAGAUUGCCGAUUAAAUUUGUGUAAUAAGAUGA